AUGCCGCCUCCUCCUGCUGGCCGGACUUCUCGGCCGUUCCGAACGGCGGUGUCAGGGAGAGAAGCUGUAAGCACAAGAACGUGUGCUGCGCAAAUACAGCCGCGUCCUGCUUCCCCUCCUCGCGCAACACAACAUGCGUUGAUUUCCGCCUCUUUCCUCUUCCUCUUCACCGCCAUCAUAUUUAAAUCGGUCUUUCCUAUCUCCCUAGCAUGCGCCGCCCACAUAGCCGACCACUCGCGCCAGUCCUUAUCCCUUCGCCUUCUUCCGCCCGUCAAUGCCCAUCUCAUUACGCCGAAGCGCACCUCCCCGCGACGCCUAGCAGCGCCAGCAGUAGGCGCGGGCCCGGCGGACGUCGUGCGUGCAUGGGGAGUGACGCACCGUUCCGCCAGUGCCCGCCGAACUGCCCCCACUCGCCAACUGGCGGAGCGGAGCGAAGCCGCGCUGUUCAAUGUGGAGCCCAGCGCAACACCACAGAAUUCAGAUAGUUCCCCGUCCGACGCGAGCCAUGGCGACGUUGAACUUUCCGCGCAGCUGCUUCGGGCACCCGCGCUUGACAGAUCCACCUCCCCGCCUCCUCCCAGUAACCCUCCUAGAUCUCCCCCAUCUCCGCCAACUGCGCCGGCUCCGCCAUCUUCCCCAAGCCCCACAGUGCAGACGCGCAUAGCGAACGGGACUCCGUCUCCGCCGAGCAGUGGCGGGCAUCACGGGGAAAAAGGCGGACACCACUCGGCCGGUAAAGGCCACCACAAGUCGCCCGCGACGGACAGCGGCGGAAGCAGCGGAAACGACGGGAGUAGCGGAAGCAGCGGAAAGAGCGGAAGCAGUGAAAGCAGCGGAAAGAGCGGGAGUAGCGGAAGCAGCGGAAAGAGCGGAAGUAGCGGAAGCAGCGGAAAGAGCGGAAGUAGCGGAAGUAGUGGAAGUAGCGGAAGCAGCAAGGGUAGCGGAAACAGUAAGGGAAGUGGGUCGAGCGGAUCGAGCGGGUCGAGCGAUACGGGGAAGGUGGCUCGAGGGGUGGGCGGCACGCAGGCGAGCAGCAUGGAUACGGUGAAGGUGCUGUUGAGCACUGCGAACAUCUCUGCCCCGCGAUGCCUCGACGGCAGCCCCGCCGGGUACUACCAUCAGCGCGGAACCGGCACGGGCAGCAAGCGGUGGCUCAUCACUCUGGAGGGCGGGGGGUGGUGCUUCAACAUGCAGCGGUGCGUGCGGCGGAAAGCCACGGGGCUGGGCAGCAGCACCACGUGGCCCAACCCCGUGCCCGGCCAGCCUGGCAAAGCGGCGUCGCCCGGGGGAUCAGCGUCGGCGCUGAUGGGCGGCAUCGGGAGCGCGAACGCGACGGUGAACCCGCUGUUCUACAACUGGAACGUCGUGCUCGUCAAGUACUGCGACGGCGCCAGCUUCGCCGGCAGCGCUGGCGCCGUGAAGCGCGGCGGCGCCGCCAUGUACGCCAUGGGCGCGGGCAUCCUGAAAGCCGUCAUCCAAGACCUGCUGCAGCAGCGCGGCAUGGCGGGCGCGCAGCAGGUGGUGCUGUCGGGGUGCAGUGCGGGCGCGGUGGCCGUGGCCAUGAAGUGCGACUCCGUGGCCGCCAUGCUGCCCACACCACUGCAGCCGUCCUUCAAAUGCAUCAUGGACGCGGGGUUCUUCCUCGAUGGUCCAGCGGUGAACGGCGACUACUACUUCCGCGGCACCAUACAGACGCUCUUCGCCCUGCACCACAUGGAGGCUGGAGUGCACCCCGCCUGCGCCAAGUACUACGCGGCGCGCAACGAGACAUGGAAGUGUUUCUUCCCGCAGUACGGGCUGCACUUUGUGCGCACGCCGCUCUUCCUCGUGCAGAGCAUCCUCGACUACUCAGGCAUCGCCAAAACCCUCGCCCCAGAAACAAUCCCCGAGGGCGCGCCCGUACGUGCGUGCAUGCGGCGCGGCAACGUGGCGGCAUGCCCAAAGAGCACAGCGGAUGUUCUGGCACGGUAUAGCCGCGGCAUGGAGCAGACGGUGCGGGAUGUGGUGAAGGAGCGCAACGCGGCGGGCAGCAAGAUGAAGGCGUUUCUCUUCAGCGCGGUGGCGCACUGCACCAUGGGGGAUGAUGCGUGGGCUGUCAACAAACCCAUGAUGUCCAGCCGCGUUGACCUCGCACAAAUGCUCCGGCAAUGGAUCGUCUCUUGA
Messenger RNA from Closterium sp. Naga37s-1, 2163 nucleotides. Lineage: Eukaryota; Viridiplantae; Streptophyta; Zygnematophyceae; Desmidiales; Closteriaceae. The record is from the annotation of a GenBank genome assembly.